CAGCUUUUUUUUAUUUGUAGGCUCUUAUUUUUUUUCUUGGAUUUUUUAUUUUUCGUAAUUUCUUGGGAGUGUUCGUUCAAGAUUUGUCGGAGAUUUUUUCGAGUUAUGUUGCAGAGGUUCAUGUCGAAGAAGCAGAGAUUGUCUGAAGAAGAUGGAGAGGUGGAGAUUGAGUUAGACUUAGGUUUGUCUCUCAAUGGAAGAUUUGGUGUUGACCCACUUGCGAAAACGAGGCUCAUGAGGUCUUCAUCGGUUGUUGAUUUGGUGGUCAACGAUAGAUCAGGUUUGAGUAGGACUUGUUCGUUGCCUGUGGAAACGGAGGAAGAGUGGAGAAGGAGGAAGGAGCUGCAGAGUUUGAGGAGGCUUGAGGCUAAGAGGAAGAGAUCAGAGAAGCAGAGGAAACAUAGAGCUGCUGGUGGUGGAGAUGAGAAGGUUCUUGAAGAAGGAUCUAUUGGUUCUUCUGGUAGUGGUUCCUCUGGUUUGUCUGAAGUUGAUGCUCUCCCUCCUCCUGUUCAAGCAACAACAAACAAGUCCAUGGAAACAAGCCCUUCAACUGCCCAAUCCCAGCCCGAGAAUCCGGGUAAAGAAGCGAGCCGAAACAUCAUGGAAGACAUGCCAUGUGUGUCAACAAUAGGCGAUGGACCGAACGGGAAAAAGAUUGAUGGGUUUCUGUAUAGGUACAGGAAAGGUGAAGAAGUGAGGAUUGUGUGUGUGUGCCAUGGAAGCUUCCUCUCACCCGCAGAGUUCGUUAAACAUGCUGGUGGUAGUGAUGUUGCACAUCCCUUAAAGCACAUCGUUGUAAAUCCAUCUCCCUUCUUGUGACCCUUUGAGUCUCUCUUUUGAGGGGUUUGUUGUAUCGGUAAACAAUGUUACAAAUUCUCUUACCUCCGAGGUGUAUAAACUGAUAUUUAUCGAACUCAGAGAUUUUCGGGGUUUAUACAUAAAUAGUAUGGUUGCAUUCGUUCUU
Messenger RNA from Camelina sativa (false flax), 964 nucleotides. Its product is annotated as ninja-family protein AFP3. The record is from RefSeq and is a predicted model, not a curated record. Gene Ontology annotation, biological process: response to abscisic acid; signal transduction; negative regulation of DNA-templated transcription. Lineage: Eukaryota; Viridiplantae; Streptophyta; Magnoliopsida; Brassicales; Brassicaceae. Gene Ontology annotation, cellular component: nucleus.